Nycticebus coucang (slow loris) is the source of this 2901-nucleotide messenger RNA. It is a transcript of the gene NDRG3, whose product is annotated as NDRG family member 3. Bases 115 to 1281 code for a protein of 388 amino acids. Lineage: Eukaryota; Metazoa; Chordata; Mammalia; Primates; Lorisidae. Gene Ontology annotation, cellular component: cytoplasm. The record is from RefSeq and is a predicted model, not a curated record. The transcript is spliced from 17 exons. Gene Ontology annotation, biological process: signal transduction.
UCGCCGCCGCCGCUGCUGCCGCCGCCGUCGCCACCGCUGCUGCACUGACGGCGGGUGCUCGCGCCUCAGAGUUACUGAUUUAUUCUUGAGAUUCCCCUGUUCUCAUCUGUCCUCAUGGAUGAACUUCAGGAUGUUCAACUCACAGAGAUCAAACCACUUCUAAAUGAUAAGAAUGGUACACGAAACUUCCAGGACUUUGACUGUCAGGAACAUGAUGUAGAAACAACUCAUGGUAUGGUCCACGUCACAAUAAGAGGCUUACCAAAGGGAAACAGACCAGUUAUACUGACAUAUCAUGACAUUGGCCUCAACCAUAAAUCCUGUUUCAAUGCGUUCUUUAACUUUGAGGAUAUGCAAGAGAUCACCCAGCACUUUGCUGUCUGUCAUGUGGAUGCCCCAGGCCAGCAGGAAGGUGCCCCCCCUUUCCCAACAGGGUACCAGUAUCCCACAAUGGAUGAGCUUGCUGAAAUGCUGCCUUCUGUCCUUACCCACUUAAGUCUGAAAAGCAUUAUUGGGAUUGGAGUGGGAGCUGGAGCUUACAUCCUUAGCAGAUUUGCACUCAGUCACCCAGAGCUUGUGGAAGGCCUUGUGCUCAUUAACGUUGACCCUUGUGCUAAAGGCUGGAUUGACUGGGCAGCUUCCAAAAUCUCAGGCUUGACAACAAAUGUUGUGGACAUUAUCUUGGCUCAUCACUUUGGGCAGGAAGAGUUGCAGGCCAACCUGGACCUGAUUCAAACCUACAGACUGCAUAUUGCCCAAGAUAUCAACCAAGAAAACCUGCAGCACUUCCUAAGUUCCUAUAAUGGACGCAGAGACCUGGAGAUUGAAAGACCCAUUCUAGGCCAAAAUGAUAAUAAAUUAAAAACAUUAAAGUGUUCAACUUUACUGGUGGUAGGGGACAGUUCACCUGCAGUCGAGGCUGUGGUUGAAUGCAAUUCCCGCCUGAACCCUAUAAAUACAACUUUGCUAAAGAUGGCAGACUGUGGGGGACUGCCUCAAGUAGUUCAGCCCGGGAAGCUCACCGAGGCCUUCAAAUACUUUUUACAGGGAAUGGGCUACAUACCGUAUGUGCAGCUCAGUCAUCUGAGCACCGAGUCAGUACCAUCUGCCAGCAUGACCCGGCUCGCCCGAUCACGAACCCAUUCAACCUCAAGUAGCAUUGGCUCUGGAGAAAGUCCUUUCAGCCGGUCUGUCACCAGCACUCAGUCAGAUGGAACUCAAGAAUCCUGUGAGUCCCCCGAUGUCCUGGAAAGACACCAGACCAUGGAGGUGUCCUGCUAAGCAGAUGCUCCUCCCCCGGACCAUGCAAGUCCAUCCUUCUUCAGAUGACCACUCCAUAAUAUAACAUUUCAUCCAGUAAACUGGCCUCUACUAUCUUUAACUCAUGCAUGGCCACUGAACCUCUCUCUAGUAGCCUGGAUUUACCAUUUUCUGCCUGCCCACCCCAUGUUUUGUAUAUACUAAGAACCAUACCCAUGACAUUACUGUAACAUUCCAACAUCUUCAGCUGAUCCAAUCUCCAUAUCUUCUCUUGCCAGCUUUUUCCUGUGCUCCCCCAACUAUGUAUCAGAUAAGAUCUUUGAUCCCAACUCUGUGUGUGUGAGCACGCCUGUCUGUGUUUGUGUGUGCAUAGUUCUGUGAUUUUAGACAUGCUUUCAUGUAGUGCUUCUUCAAAAAACAAAAAAGGGACUUUUUUGCAUUCUCAAUGUUUUUAAGGGAAACGUGCAGAACAGAUUUCUAGGUUGGGUAGGCCACUGCAUUCUCUUUUGGUUCCAAAUUGGUCGACAUGAUUUGCAAAAUGACUUUAGGAGAGAGCUGCUCCAAAGAAUGUAAAAGAUGACUGUUGGGACCAUUGAGUGUGACCAAGAGGAGAUAGUCAAGGUGCCUGUUCAAAGGGAGACAGGCAGAGUGGCCAUCCACCCCCUGUGCAAAUGAAUUCACAUACUCCAUAAAGGGAGGUAUACAUUCUACUAGAAGCCCAUGAACAAUGAGGUUCUGAUACAACAGAAUUUUUUCAAAGGAGUGAAUGUGGCUUAAUUACUGGACUCUCUAGCACAGGAAUAUAGAAAAAUAUUCCAGAUCUCAGCUCUGCAAGAGCAAAACUGCUGUUGUUGCAGUGUCUAAUACCACUUAGCAGACAUCUGUAAAUCCUCAAGAAGUGCCUCCCAGGUCUGUAACAGGGAGAGUGAAGUAUAACCUUGAUUUCAGCAGACUUAAUGGAAGCUAAAUUUAAUGUAGAACCCAGUUCGCAGAAAGAUUCUUUUUUUCUUUUUGAGACAGAGUCUCACUUUGUCACCCUCGGUAGAGUGCUGUGGUGUCACAGCUCACAGCAACCUCCAACUCUUGGGCUUAAGCAAUUCUUUUGCCUCAGCCUCCCAAGUAACUGGGAUUACAGGUGCCCACCACAACGCCCAGCUUUUUGUUGUUGUUGUUGUUGUUGCAGUUGUCAUUGUGGUUUUAGCUGGCCAGGGCUGGGUUCAAACCCACCACCCUCGGUACAUGGGGCCUGCACCCUACCCACUGAGCCACAGGCACCAUCCUUCAGAAAGAUUCUUAAUCCUAUGAGCUCCCUUUGGUAGGAGGGAAAGGGCCAAUCUGUCAGGGCAGCCCUGUCCAAAUAAAAUUGUUUUAAGCUUCCUGUCUACUGUUAGGUGAAGGGUCACAGCCAACCAGAGAGUAUAGCUGGAGGAGGAUGAAAGACCACGGAGACCAACUGCCACACAGCAAGAGCCCAGUUCUUGGAAGCAUUGCAAUGUAAGCUCAGGGUUAUACAGUUCCAAAUCUUGGGAAGGGGCUUUUCAGACACAUUGUUUGCUUUCUGCUGAGAUAAGGAAUGCAUCACUCUGCCAGAAUAUGACUUUUUACAGAUUAUUAAAUAAAGCUGUAUAUGUCUCAUUGUUA